Mucor mucedo is the source of this 916-nucleotide messenger RNA. RefSeq names its product ribosomal protein S5, C-terminal domain-containing protein. The record is from RefSeq and is a predicted model, not a curated record. Gene Ontology annotation, molecular function: RNA binding; structural constituent of ribosome. Lineage: Eukaryota; Fungi; Mucoromycota; Mucoromycetes; Mucorales; Mucoraceae. The transcript has 2 exons. Gene Ontology annotation, biological process: translation. Gene Ontology annotation, cellular component: ribosome. Bases 76 to 861 code for a protein of 261 amino acids.
CGAAGUGCCACCUUGUCAAAAAAAAAAAAGAAAAAAAAAAUUCCCCUUGUUUCUUUUUAAUAAAUUACUUAAGCAAUGUUGGCUCUUGGACGUAGUUUGACCCGACUUUCAGUAGUUGCCACACCCCGAGUUGGCGCAGUGACAGUGCGUCACUAUGCCAGUGUUGAAGGAACGAAACGUCAUGCUGGAUUAAAUAACGACAAUGUACCUCAAUUAAACAAGGUGGAUUCGAUCCUUGAUUUCCCCACGGAAAAGAGCACCUCUUUAGAUCAACCCAAGCUCUUUUCUUCUCAUCGACCUGCAGAAGUUGUAUUGAAUGCCAUUACGGAUAUCAUUGAUUCCCCUUUAAGUCCCAAUGAACAAGGUAGUUUGAUGAAGAAGGCGCUUGUAAUUAAGCGUGUGGUGAAUAUGAAUGGUAAAGGUAAACAGCCUUCCAUGUAUGCACUUGUGGUUGUGGGUAAUGGUAAUGGAUUAGCGGGAUAUGGAGAAGGUAAAGAUGAGGAAGCCAGUCGUGCUGUGCGUAAGGCAACGAACCGAGCCAUCAAGAACAUGCGUUACUUUGAACGUUACGACGAACGUACCUUGGCCAUGGAUUUGACACAUAAAUUUCAUGCCACCACAUUAGAACUUCGUUCGAGACCCCCUGGAUUUGGUAUUCGUACCAAUCAUUACGUUCAUGAAAUCUGUCGUUGUAUCGGACUUCAGGAUAUCAGUGCUAAAAUUCGUGGUUCUACUACUCCCAUGAAUGUCAUCAAGGCUACCUUUGAGGCUCUUUCUAGUCAAAAGCAACCUGAGGAUAUUGCUAAAAUGAGAGGCAAGAAAUUAGCUGAUGUUCAACAUGUUUACUAUGGUGGUCAAUAAAAUAAAAAAUUUGUAUAAUAAUAAUGAUAAAAAAAAAAAAAAAUCGUUUAUUUCA